UUCUCGACCACCAGUCCCGGAGGUUAAGAGACUGUCGCCUGAGGAAAUAAAGCGCCGACGUGAGAAGGGACUCUGUUUCAAGUGCGACGAGAAAUUUACGCCUGGCCAUCACUGCAAGCAGGCUUUUGUCAUCCACGUCAUCGAUGAUGAAGAGCCCAAGAUCGAGGAGGAUUGGGAGAAAGAAGUCGAGAUUGGGGUUCCUGAAGAGGAGACCGAAAUCUCAAUGCCCGCAAUGGCUGGAACGAGAGGACCGAGGACGAUGCGGAUACCAGCAUGUGUCAAGGACCGUCAUGUAGUUGUGCUAGUGGACAACGGAUCGUCACACAACUUCAUCAACGCGACGCUAUCUCAAAAGUUGAAGUUGCCAACGACGAAGGUUGAACCAUUUGAGGUUCGAGUAGCCAAUGGUGAACGGCUAAGGUGCCCCGAGUCUUAUUGCGGGGUACCGAUCAAAUUUCAAGGAGUCACCAUCAAAGCCGAUCUCUAUGCGCUACCCUUGGUUGGACCCGACGUUGUGUUAGGUGUGCAGUGGCUCGAGGGAUUAUGCAAAGUGACCACCAACUAUCGAACGAGAGUCAUGGAGUUCAACUCAGGGGAGCAUCGGGUCACGUUAAAGGCAAGCAAGGACGGUGGGACCAAGGAGGUUGGCCUCAAGAUAUCUAUCGUUUGUGAGUACCUCGACGUCUUUCCUGAUGACUUACCCAGAGGACCGCCAGACCGCCAGGUGGAGUUCACUAUUGACCUCAUUCCAGGAGCCGGCCCCGUUUCUAAGGCCCCUUAUCGUAUGGCGCCGAAGGAGCUUCAAGAGCUCAAGGCCCAGAUCCAGGAGUUGCUUAAGCUCGGUUUCAUUCGUCCGAGUGUCUCACCGUGGGGUACGCCCGUCCUUUUCGUAAAGAAGAAAGACGGAUCUAUGCGCAUGGGCAUUGACUAUCGGGAGUUGAAUGCCCUUACAGUCAAGAACAAGUACCCCCUUCCCCAUAUUGAGGACCUUUUCGACCAGCUGAGAGGAGCCAGCGUCUUCUCAAAGAUUGACUUGCGUUCUGGCUAUCAUCAGCUGAAGAUCCGGGAGUCGGAUAUUUCUAAGACUGCUUUCCGUACCCGCUAUGGCCACUAUGAGUUCGUAGUCUUGCCGUUCGGACUCAGCAAUGCCCCAGCCAUUUUCAUGUACCUGAUGAAUAGGGUCUUUCAUCCUUUCCUGGACCAGUUCGUCAUUGUGUUCAUCGACGACAUUCUGGUCUAUUCCCGAGACAUCGAUCAGCACAAGGAACAUUUGAGGAUUGUGCUAGAGACUCUUCGCCGCGAGAAGUUGUAUGCUAAGUUCUCGAAGUGCGAGUUCUGGCUGAACCGUGUUGCAUUCCUUGGCCACAUUGUGACAGCUCGAGGCAUUGAGGUGGAUCCCAGCAAGAUUAAGGCUGUGAGCAAGUGGGAUACGCCAAGAAGUGCUGCAGAUGUUCGUAGUUUCCUGGGGUUAGCAGGAUACUACAAGAGGUUUAUCGAGGGCUUCUCGAAGAUAGCCCAGCCACUGACCAACCUUACGAAGAAGGCCGUGAGGUUCGAUUGGAGUCCUCAGUGCGAGGAGAGUUUCCAGGAGUUGAAGAGGAGACUCACUACCACGCCUGUCCUAUCUAUACCCGACCCUACUUUGGAGUUCACCAUCUAUAGUGAUGCUUCGAAGAUGGGUUUGGGAUGUGUCCUUAUGCAGCAGGGGAAAGUCGUAGCCUAUGCUUCAAGGCAGCUGAAGCCUCACGAGCAGAACUACCCCACUCAUGAUAUCGAGUUAGCUGCAGUUGUCCACGCCUUGAAGAUUUGGCGGCACUACCUCUAUGGAGGCAAGUGUGAGAUCUUUACCGACCACAAGAGCCUAAAGUACAUUUUCACUCAGAAGGAGCUGAACAUGAGGCAGCGUAGAUGGUUGGAGCUGGUCAAGGACUACGACUGCACCAUUAGCUAUCACCCUAGGAAAGCUAACGUGAUAGCCGAUGCCCUUAGCCGGAGGAGUUAUGGCCAGCUGUCUUGCUUGUUCACCAAGCAGGAUGUUCUUCUUCGGGAGUUCGAGCGAUUACAGUUGGAGGUAGUGGAGUCAACUUCGACAGCCGGGGGCAUGUUUGCCUCUUUGGUUGUGGGACCGACUCUUCGAAAGAGGAUAGUCGAUGAGCAACCGAAUUACUGUUUUCUAUGCCGGAUGAGAGAGUUGUCGGAGGCCGGUAGAAUUGGUGGAUUCGCAGUCGCAUCUGAUGGGGCCUUGGUCUUUGAGGGUAGACUUUGUGUCCCGAAGGUGUGGGAGCUGCGAAGGGAGAUUUUGAGAGAGGCCCAUAGUGCCCCGUACACCAUCCAUCCUGGUAGCACGAAGAUGUAUCAGGACCUGAGGAAGUCUUUCUGGUGGCGAGCCAUGAAGAGGCAGGUAGCAAAGUUCGUGGAUGGGUGCCUGGUGUGUCAGCAAGUGAAGGCUGAGCGCCAGAAACCGAGAGGGUUGCUGCAGCCCCUUGAGGUUCCCCUGUGGAAGUGGGAGUGCAUCACCAUGGAUUUCUUAGUGGGACUGCCGAAGUCGAGGGGUGGGUAUGAUUCGAUUUGGGUGAUAGUGGAUCGUCUUACGAAGUCUGCCCAUUUUCUGCCAGUGCGGACGACCAUGAAUGCGAGUGAUUACGCUGAAUUGUUCGUCAAGGACAUUGUUAAACUUCAUGGAGUGCCCGUGGAGAUUGUUUCGG
Striga hermonthica is the source of this 2705-nucleotide messenger RNA. The record is from the annotation of a GenBank genome assembly. Lineage: Eukaryota; Viridiplantae; Streptophyta; Magnoliopsida; Lamiales; Orobanchaceae.